This is a messenger RNA of Micropterus salmoides (largemouth bass), 4107 nucleotides long. Its product is annotated as zinc finger protein 664-like. Bases 104 to 1996 code for a protein of 630 amino acids. Gene Ontology annotation, molecular function: DNA-binding transcription repressor activity, RNA polymerase II-specific. The transcript has 3 exons. Lineage: Eukaryota; Metazoa; Chordata; Actinopteri; Centrarchiformes; Centrarchidae. Gene Ontology annotation, biological process: negative regulation of transcription by RNA polymerase II. The record is from RefSeq and is a predicted model, not a curated record.
GUAAACAAAACAAUAGCCAGCGAAAGCUACAUCUUUUGAAUUCGCUGGAAGGAGUUCUUGUAGUCGUAGCGGUGCUAAUUAUUUUAUUUGUAAGUAAACAACAAUGUCUUCAGUUGAGAGUUUGAGAGAGUUUGUCAACGAGCGACUAACUGCUGCUGCUGAAGAAAUAUUCAGAGUUUUUAAAAACACUAUCGUCGAGUACGAGGAAGAGAUCGAUCGUCAGCGCAGACUGCUGGAUAUCGUUUGGAAACCCGAAGUAAAGUUACACAGGAUAGAGCUCCCACAGCAACAUGUCUGUAAGGACGAGGAGGUUCUGGCUGACCAGCAGCUCUGGAUUCAGGAGAGGAUCCCCGGUCUGGACCAGGAGGACCCACAGCCUCCACAGGUUAAAGAGGAACAGGAGGAACUCUGUACCAGUCAGGAGGGAGAGCAGCUUGUAGUGAAGCAGGAGACUGACACCUUUAUGUUGACUCCUACUUAUGAGGAAAGUGACCACAGUGAAGCAGAACUGAAAAGUGACCACCAGUUCCUCUCUCACAACUGUCAUGUAGCUGAGAGCCAAGAUCAGAAAGGAGGCGAGCGUGAAGACUCAGGAUCAACUAGAGAUGUAGAGCCAAAACAAAAGAAUCAAGAUCAUAACAGCAGAAGCCCCAGAAACAAUGUACACAAGUCUACCAUGUCAGAGGUUCACCAUGAUCCUCACACAGAGCUCCCACAGCAACAUGUCUGUAAGGAGGAGGAGGUUCUGGCUGACCAGCAGCUCUGGAUUCAGGAGAGGAUCCCCGGUCUGGACCAGGAGGACCGACAGCCUCCACAGGUUAAAGAGGAACAGGAGGAACUCUGUACCAGUCAGGAGGGAGAGCAGCUUGUAGUGAAGCAGGAGACUGACACCUUUAUGUUGACUCCUACUUAUGAGGAAAGUGACCACAGUGAAGCAGAACUGAAAAGUGACCACCAGCUCCUCUCUCACAACUGUCAUGUAGCUGAGAGCCAAGAUCAGAAAGGAGGCGAGCAUGAAGACUCAGGAUCAACUAGAGAUGUAGAGCCAAAACUAAAGAAUCAAGAUCACAACAGCAGAAGUCCCAGAAACAAUGUACACAAGUCUACCAUGUCAGAGGUUCACCAUGAUCCUCACACAGGUAAAAGGUCUUUCAGAUGUGACACAUGUGGAAAAGAGUUUAAGUUCAAGUCAGUAUUUCAGAUACACCUGAGAAUUCACACAGGUGAGAAGCCGUACCUUUGCAAGACCUGUGGGAAAAGAUUCUCUGACAGUUCAAAAUUAAAACAACAUACGAGAACGCACACAGGUGAAAAGCUGUAUUCUUGUGAAACAUGUGGUAAAGACUUCAGUACUAGCACUUUAUUGAUACGCCAUACAAGAUCCCACACAGGUGAGAAGCCGUAUUCUUGUGAAAUAUGUGGUAAAGGCUUCGGAACCAGCGAACACUUGCAUGUUCAUAUAAGAUCCCACACAGGUGAGAAGCCGUACCUUUGCAAAACCUGCGGGAAAAGAUUCAGUGAUAUUUCAACAUUUAUAAAACAUGAGAGAACCCACACAGGUGAGAAGCCAUAUUCCUGCAAAACAUGUGGAAAAUCUUUUAGACAGGGGAGUACCCUGACAGCCCAUCUGAGAACCCACACAGGUGAAAAGCCAUAUUCUUGCAAAGCAUGUGGAAAAUCUUUUAGACAGGGGAGUACCCUGAUAGCCCAUGUGAGAACCCACACAGGUGAAAAGUCGUAUUUUUGUGAAACAUGUGGGAAAGCCUUCAGAACCAGCGAUCACUUGCAACUUCAUUUAAGAACCCACACAGGUGAAAAGCCGUAUUCUUGUGAAACAUGUGGGAAAGCUUUCAGAAUCAGCAAUCACUUGCAACUUCAUAUAAGAACCCACACAGGUGAGAAGCCGUAUGCUUGUGAAACAUGUGGGAAAGCUUUCAAAGUAAGUAGUCAAUUGAAAAACCACAUAAGAAGAGAACACACAGGUGAGAAGCUGUAGCUUUGCACGAUGAAAAGAUGUGUUGAUGCGUCUGAUUUGACACGGGACAGAAGGCAGCAUGAAGACAAGUAGUCUUGUGGGAGACGAUUCAGUUCUAGAGGUUUAUGGUCAAAACUCAAGAAGUCCCUGAAGUGAAGAGCUGGCAAAGUGCAGCACUGUGCUAAAAGUUUUACUGAAAUCACAUACUUGAAAACACCUGAGGAUCAAUAUACCUCUGGUGAUGAAGUCUUUUGAGCGCCAUGUGUUGAGCCACCUCAAGUCCACUACAGAUCCACUCCUGGACCCCCCCUGCAGUUCGUCUAUAGAGCCAACAGGUCUGUGGAUGAUGCAGUAAAUAUGUACCUUCACUACACCUCCAGCACCUGGACACUUCAGGAACCUACACCAGGAUCCUGUUUGUGGAUUUAACCUUUGCUUUCAUCACCAUCAUCCCUACUCUGCUGCAGGUCAAGCUCUCCCAGCUUAGUGUGUCUGCACUCCACCUGCAUGGUAGAUCACAGACUUCCUGUCUGACAGGAAGCAGCACGUGAACUGGGGAAACAUGUCUCUGACUCCUGGACCUCCUCCCCCAUCACCGUGUGCUACUCCAGUCAACACUGUGGAGGCCUUCUGCUUCCUGGGAACCAUCAUCUCCCAGGGUCUGAAGUGGGAGCUAAACAUUAGCUCCAUCACCAUAAAAGCCCAGCAGAGGAUGUACUUCCUGCAGCAGCUGAACAAGUUCAGUCUGCCAGAGAUAAUGAUGGUACACUUUUACAAUGCUAUCAUAUAGUCUAUCUUCACCUCCUCCAUCACCAUCUGGUACGCUGCUGCCACUGCCAGGGACAAGGGCAUUAUUCACUCUGCAGAGAAGGUGAUCAGCUGCAAUCUUCCGUCCCUUCAUUACCUGUACACCACCAGAACUCUGAGGCGAGCAGAAAAGAUUGAGGCUGAUCCCUCCCACCCCGGACAAAAACGGUUUCACAUUCCCCUCCAGCAGGACCAAAAGCCCCACACCACAUGAAAAAUUUCUUCCCAUCUGCAGCUGGCCUCAACAAGAGAUUCUGAAAUUCUUCACCACCUUUUAUGCCACAAUAGACACUUUGCAGGUCAAGAUUUUGUUGUGUAAGAAAUAUAUUAUUCCAAGCACUGAGAGAGUAUAUAGAAAAGAAAUAACUGAUGUCAAGCAUGAAACGAGGUAUAAUCAGACUGAUUCCUAAAGCUGGCAAAGAUAAGAUAAUUUGAGACCAAUUACAAUGUUUAAUUCUGCAUAUACCCCAUAAAACACCAGUGUGAAAUAACGGUUACGUAUUGCUUAAUAGAGAAUAUGUGUAGAGGAAUUAUCUAAUUGGAUUUGGCCUGUUGCUCAUUUUAUGGAUGAGAAUAGACAUUUGUUACAGCAUGAGGAGUUUUGUACAAAAUUUCAACUCCAAUGUUCUAUAAAAUACUAUAAAAGAGUGAUCAAAGCUAUACCAAUCCCUUUCAGAUCAUUUAUUAAAGAAAACAUUCUGUACUCAAAGGGAUCCUCCUGAGCUGAGGCAGCUUUGCAUUGAUGGAAUUGACAUUUGUGUUGAUAAAUGUACCAGCAGUAUUAGAAUCAUUCUGGUGAAGGGACGUUACCCUGACCCAGUGAGGAAGGACAUAUGUUCAAGUUGAAGAGGUGAGGAAAAUACGAAAAAUAAUUAUAUUUUGUUUCCACUUCCUCCUUAGGUAAAAUAAGUAAAUGUUAAAAUUUUUAAGAGAUUUACCCAACAAAGUGAUUUUUCAGAUUGAGAUUUAAUUUUGAUAAAUUGUUAAUAAAUUGUGUAUUUUGGGAAAGGGAAAUUGAAAGUUUUUUUUAUUGUGAAUUUGUGCAGUCCUUUUGGUGUGAUAUGUGGAGCUGGCUGCAGUCCAAGAAGAUGGUGUCCUCACCACUUACCACGAAGACAGUCAAGUUUGUAUUGUUUGUUGGAAAUAAGGACUUGGAUCUUGUUCUCAGUGUUGUGAUUCUAUUGGGGAAAUAGCCCUACUUCAUUGUUUUUAUUUUUAUAUUGAUUUACCUUAUUAUUGUAUAACUUUCUGUCAUUUGAUGUGAAGCCUGUUUUCGCUUAAAAUGAUGUAAGGGUUGUUGUGAAAUAUAAAACAUGAUAAAAUGG